AUGGAUCCAGUUGUCAAGGCAAAAGAGAUUGAAGCUAAAAUUAAAGAGCUGACGAGUAUCUGCAGCCCUAUUAUUUCAAAGCCCAAACCCAAAGUGGAACCUCCAAAAGAGGAGCAAAAAAAUGCAGAGCAGAAUGGACCAGUGGAUGGACAAGGAGACAACCCGGGCCCUCAGGCUGCUGAGCAGGGUACAGACACAGCUGUGCCUUCGGAUUCAGACAAGAAGCUUCCUGAAAUGGACAUUGAUUGA
Molecule: messenger RNA, 249 nt
Organism: Rangifer tarandus platyrhynchus (Svalbard reindeer)
Lineage: Eukaryota; Metazoa; Chordata; Mammalia; Artiodactyla; Cervidae
Source: the annotation of a GenBank genome assembly